AUGGCAAAUAAAUAUUUAAAAGAAGAAAGUGAAUUAUUUAAAUUGGAACCAAAAAGUGUCUUAAAUCCUUUAAAUGCUUUUAGAGUAAUAAAAAAAUUAACAAAAACUUGGAAAGAAAUUAAAAAAGAAAUUCAAUCAGAUUUGGCCGAAAAUUAUUUAAAAAAUAUUUCAAAUCAAAGAGAAACUCGUUUUCCUACUGAGGAGGAUUUAAAUGGAGCAAUUCAAGCAUUAUUACGCUUACAAGAUACAUACAAAUUAGAAACUAAAGAUUUGGCUAAUGGAAUUCUUGAGGAUAUUAAUAUAAACAAACAAAUGGAUGCAAAGGAUUGUUAUGAAAUAGGUUUGGCUGCCUAUAAUGAAGAGGAUUAUUAUCACUCAAUAUUAUGGAUGGAAGAAGCAAAUGAACGAUAUUAUUUACUCGAAAAAGAAUCAACAGAAAUUAAUAAAUCUGAUAUUUUAAAUAUUUUGUCAAUUUCUUUAUAUAAACAAGGAAAUUUAAAGAGAGCUUUAAUUAUUAAUGAUAAAUUAAUUGAAUUAGAUCCUUUAUAUCCAAAUGCAACAAAUAAUUCAAAAUUAUAUGAACAAGAAUUAUUAGCUAAUGGAGUUGUUGAAGAAGAUUUUCGUAUAAAUAUACCUCCAUUAAAUAAUUAUAGACCAUUAAACGAUACAUACUAUGAGUCUGUUGAUCGUUUGGCUUAUGAAGAACUCUGUCGUGAAGAAAAUGAAAUUAAUAUAACAGAAAUAUCUAAACUUUAUUGUUAUUACAAAAUGGAUCGUCCAUUCCUUCGAUUAGCCCCAAUUAAAGUCGAAAUAAUUCGAUUCGAACCUUUAGCUGUUAUAUUUCGUAAUGUUAUUUAUGAUGAGGAAAUUGAAAUAAUGCAGAAUAUAUCAUUACCAAAUUUUUUUAGAUCUCCGUUUGGAGAAAAGAUUGUAAACAGUCGUUCCAAAUUUAGAAUUAGCAAAAGUGCUAUACUUAACAUAAAAACACAUCCAAUUGGUAAACAAAUAGCUAAACGUUUGAAAUUAAUGACUAAUUUAAAUAUGAAGUCUGCUGAACAUUUACAAAUGGGGAAUUAUGGAAUUGGCGGAUAUUGUGAACCUCAUACCGAUUUUCCUCAGAAUACAAACGAUUCAAAUGCAUCCAUGGGUAGUGGAUACAGAAUUGGAACAGUUCUUUUUUAUUUAAGUACACCAGAAAAGGGUGGAUAUACCGCUUUUAGUAAUGUAAAAACAAUUGCUAAAUCAACUAAAAAUGAUGCUCUUUUUUGGUAUAAUUUGCGCAGAAACGGAGAUAGAGAUUUAAGAACAAUGUUUGGUUUUCUUUAA
This is a messenger RNA of Meloidogyne enterolobii, 1326 nucleotides long. Lineage: Eukaryota; Metazoa; Nematoda; Chromadorea; Rhabditida; Meloidogynidae. The record is from the annotation of a GenBank genome assembly.